Messenger RNA from Aspergillus terreus NIH2624, 1047 nucleotides. RefSeq lists its product as uncharacterized. Bases 1 to 1047 code for a protein of 348 amino acids. The record is from RefSeq and is a predicted model, not a curated record. Lineage: Eukaryota; Fungi; Ascomycota; Eurotiomycetes; Eurotiales; Aspergillaceae. The transcript is spliced from 2 exons.
AUGACGCCGAGCAAACCGAACAAGCCUAGUGGGAUAGAGUCCCUCCCUGUGGAGGUCAUCGAUCAGAUCAUAUCCUACCACGCCGGCUCUCGAGCCUUCCUCAAGAACCUCCGUCUAGUCCGACCCUUUCACAAGAGUGCUUCAGCCCUUGUCUGCAACACCUUCCGAUUCACCUUGACACCCAGCAAUCCAGACAAGCUCGAGGAAAUCUGCAAAACACCGUUCGUCAACUACGUCGAGACCCUGCAUCUCAAACUGGAUCUUUCCGUCUACCUCUUCUCCAAGAGCCAGUGGGAUGAGACGACCGCGCAAGCCGCCAUGGAUUGCAUCGAGCGCUGCCUCAAGCUCUUCCCACGCCUGAAACAACUUGCCGUGACCUGUCCUCCCCACUGGGGUGGUUACUACAGCUCCACCGCUGCAAGACCAGACAUCCUACAAAGCGUCAUGACAGCCUUCACCCUGUCCCCGCCGCCAACCCUCACAGAACUCGACGUCAGAUUCCCGGAACGUCUCAAACUCACGCAGCCCGCGGGCAACGACGACGACGCCAACCCCAACCGUGGAAUAGCCCCGUGGGUCGCAAACCUUCACUCGAUCAGCCUCAUCUUCGACCAGCAGUACGAGCACAAAGACGACGCUGUGUGCGAGCUCCUGCAGUACGGCGCGAACCUUGAGACUGUGCGGCUGAGGCGCUACACGCGGCUGUACAACACCCCUCGCCUCUUGAUCCACCACAAAGCGCCCCUCAAAUGCCUGACGCUCGAGGGUGUGACUAUAUCAGGAGAGUCACUGGCGUACACGAUCGCGAGCUUCAAGCGCACCGUGACGCACAUGGUGCUGGAUGAUGUGAAUCUUUCCGACGGCAGGUGGGAGGACGUUCUGCUGGAGCUGUCGACCUGCCAGAACCUUGUGGUUCUCGACCUCAGCCGGUCCAUGGGGUAUGCCCGCGGCGAUCAGAACUACGAGGCUAUGUUGGCGCUGUUCAAGCGGUGUCGGGUCAUACAAGACCGGGCCAGAGCACGGAAGAUCGCCAGGAGCCACGACUGA